AUGUUCUUCAGAAAUGUUUGGUCUGCGGCGGAGAUAAAUGUUCUUUGCAAGCCACUACUCUAUAAGCAGACUUCGCAAAAUUUGGGUAAUGCUCGAUUACAAAUCCGUAGCGCGUUUCAUAAUUCAAGACGAAGUGCGCGUCGCCCGGGGCCGGAUACCAAUCCUUUAGAUAGUAUAAAUGUUGAAUCAGGGCCAUUGUAUGCAAGAGCCCUUUUCAAACCAUUUCUCUUCACUAUAGGGGUUUCCUCAAUAAGUCUAGCUGGCUGUGUGAUUUGGGAGUAUGAAAACUUAAGAGCUCAUGCUACUUCUUUUCUCAGAAGGCCAGGCACUUGGUUACAUGCUCAUCAAAAGAGAUUUACUGCACAUAUGAAAUCAGAGCCUGGUCCUAUAGAAAAAUGGUGGAAAUCUCUAAAAGAAAGUGAGAAAGUUUUCUACCCUAUCCUCGCUGCAAAUGUACUAGUGUUUGGUGCUUGGCGAGUUAGAUCAUUUCAGCCAUUCAUGAUCAAAUACUUCUGUUCAAACCCCUCCAGCAUUGUCAAAUGUCUGCCUAUGGUACUGUCAACAUUUAGUCAUUAUUCGGCUCUGCAUUUAGCAGCAAACAUGUAUGUUCUGUAUAGUUUUAUGCCAGCUGCCAUUGCAUCUCUAGGCAAAGAACAAUUUGUUGCAAUGUAUCUAAGUGCUGGUGUUAUCAGCAGUUUUGCUAGUUUCAUCUAUAAAGUUAUCUCCAAUCAGCCCGGUCUCAGUCUCGGAGCGUCAGGUGCAAUAAUGUCAGUAUUGUCUUACGUCUGUGUACAAUACCCUGACACUAGACUCAGCAUUAUAUUCCUUCCCAUGUACACAUUUGCUGCCGGCAAUGCAAUAAAAGUUAUAAUGAGCGUGGAUUUUGCUGGUGUUCUUUUUGGAUGGAAAUUCUUUGACCAUGCCGCUCAUCUCGGCGGAGCUCUAUUUGGAAUGGCUUGGUGUUAUUGGGGUUCUCAACAAAUUUGGGCGAAGAGGGAAAAGUUACAGCAGUAUUACCACAGCUUCAGAAAAGAUUCCAGAUAA
Messenger RNA from Danaus chrysippus (African queen), 1044 nucleotides. The record is from the annotation of a GenBank genome assembly. Lineage: Eukaryota; Metazoa; Arthropoda; Insecta; Lepidoptera; Nymphalidae.